Molecule: messenger RNA, 2230 nt
Organism: Mustela lutreola (European mink)
Lineage: Eukaryota; Metazoa; Chordata; Mammalia; Carnivora; Mustelidae
Product: beta-galactosidase-1-like protein 2
Exons: 16
Coding region: 413-1840 (475 amino acids)
Biological process (GO): carbohydrate metabolic process
Cellular component (GO): vacuole
Molecular function (GO): beta-galactosidase activity
Source: RefSeq, a predicted model, not a curated record
GGGUGGUGGGAGGUUACUGCCGGCGGAGGCUACCCCGGGAGAGCCCGCAGCCGCUCUUUUCCCGCUCUGUCCCCCGCCUGGCGGCCGCUGCCGACCUAACGCUGCGAAGUUGGGGAAGGAGCAGUCCGGCCCAGGGCAAGGUAGACUCUGGCCCGAGCGCCCACCGGAGCACCCACGCCCGCGACAGCCCCGGGGCCUCUCCGCACCUCCCGCGCGGUGGCCUCUCCCAGCGCUGGGGCCACCGGCAGCGUGUCAACCUAGACAGCCCCUCGGGUUUCCUUUCUGGAAUUUUUCUCUAGGCCCUUCGGUCAGGUUCCCUGGAGGUUCUGCUUUGUCCCGUCUGUCUUCUCCCCGGAAAUCUCGGAGCGUCGUCUGAUCUCAGUCCGUUGCCCCGGACUCUUCACGCCCACACAUGCUGACCUUUUUGUUGAGACCUGUGAGCAUCCUGUACCUGUCUUCAGGGUUAUUGGUAACAGCUCAGUUUGGAGGAGACUUCUCACCCAGGAUGAAUCAAGUUUCCCUGACUCCCUCCCACAUAAUAAAUCGCAAUGUGGGUCUGAAAGUUGAAGGCUCAAGCUUCACACUUGAUGGCUUUCCUUUCCUGAUCAUAGCAGGUACUAUUCACUAUUUCCGGGUGCCCAGGGAGUACUGGAGGGACCGCUUGCUGAAGCUGAAGGCUUGUGGCUUCAACACUGUGACCACGCAUAUUCCCUGGAACCUUCACGAGCCAAGAAAAGGCUGGUUUUAUCUUACUGCAAACCUGGAUCUCACGACUUUUAUAUCCAUGGCUUCGGAGGCAGAGCUGUGGGUAAUUCUGUGUCCAGGUCCUUAUAUCGGUAGCGACUUAGACCUUGGAGGCUUACCCAGCUGGUUACUCCGGGAUCCAAAAAUGAAGCUGCGAACAACUUACAGAGGCUUCACUAAAGCAGUGAAUCACUAUUUUGAUAAGAUAAUUCCCAUGGUAGUACAACUCCAGUAUGGAAAUGGAGGCCCCAUCAUUGCUGUGCAGGUUGAGAAUGAAUAUGGUUCAUAUCAUCGGGAUAAUCGUUACAUGUCUUAUAUUAAAAAGGCUCUGAUCGCAAGAGGAAUCAAGGUGCUGCUUAUGACCGCUGAUAAUGGAGAUGAACUGACAAGAGGCCACUUAAAACGGGUACUUUCCACUGUCCACAUGAAAAAUAUAAAGAAAGAAACUUAUGAUACACUCUUAUCAAUUCAGCCCAUCAGCUCUGUCAAGCCGAUUUGCAUGGAGGAGCUAUCUGUGAACCAGGGGAAUGGUCAGUCUUAUGGAUACAUACUUUAUGAGACUGUGAUCACCACCAGUGGCCUCCUUAUCACAAAGAAUCAUGUUAAAGACCGAGGUCAGGUCUACAACGAUAACCCAACACUGAGGAUCCUGGUGGAGAAUCAAGGCCGCCUUGCCUAUGGGGAGGACAUCAAUAAGGAGAGAAAAGGUUUAAUUGGGGAUAUCUACCUGAACAAAUCUCCUUUAAGAAAUUUUAAAAUCCAUAGCCUGGAUAUGAAAACUAAAUUUAUACAAAGGGACCUUCCUAACAUCUGGAAACCAGCUGUAUUCAAACAUCAGGGCCCUGCCUUCUUCCUUGGUAUCCUGAGAAUUGGUAAUGACCCCAGAGACACCUUCAUAAAAAUGGAGGGCUGGACAAAAGGUGUAAUAUUCGUCAAUGGAAAGAAUCUGGGACGCUACUGGAAUAUAGGUCCCCAGGAGACUUUUUACCUUCCAGGACCCUGGCUUCGUCCUGGAUCAAAUGAGAUCAUUGUGUUUGAGGAGUUUAAACCUGGCCUGGAGAUCCAAUUCACAAACAUAUCUCGUCUAGGAUAUUGAAUCUUGAGUGUUGUGACAUAAUGUAUGAAAUUGAUUGAGAUGAAUCACUUCAACAGUGGGGCUGUGAGUAACCUACCCAUCCUGAUAACUCGGUUGCAGAAACUACCCUGGCUUCUCCACUUACCCAGUCCCUGCUUUGGGCCUACCAUCCUCUUCCUAAUUUGCCAGUACGUUCCUCUUUUGGCAUAGGUUAGCUAACCUUUUUCUGAUGCUCAUUACAAAAUAGACCUACUUAGUGCAUACCCUUUAUCAUACUGCUACAAUAAAGGCUGUUUGACCACCAAAUAAAAUGCUGAAAAAAUGAGAUGCUCAGAAUACUUGAUCCCACAAAUGUAAAUUUGAAGCAAAAGUGAUCUUUUGAAGAAAUCAAAUAAAAUGUAAACAUUAAUG